UGAAAACAACCGUUAAGGAAUAUUCCCGAUUCCGCUUCAUACUAUUACAGUAUUUUGGGGAAAAUAUCAACAAGACUUUGUGUUUUUCUCUGUUUACGUUUCUUGAACCGUAUUUUCCACAGGAGAAGACAGUGAUGGCGAUGACGUCGCUGUGAAUUGAAAUGAAAGGGGAAGUGAAAGUUAAGGCAGCUGGGUUUGAGAGAAGCCCAAACAAGCGAAGGUUCAACCGAAAGCAAACUUUUGAAGUCGUUUAAAAAGUGAAGCAUCCUGAUAUUCUUCAUCUCUUGGCCUGAACAACAUGAUGUCAUCAGACAAUCAGUUCUUCAUCUUAACAAGAAAACCUGAAUACCCAAGACACAUCAAUGUUGGCUCUAUAUGCUCCAAGAGGGACAAACACCAUGAAGCAGCACACAAAAAAACAUCUUCUCCCUCCAAGCUGAAAGUCAUCUUCUUGGGCUCACAGUCAUUCUUGGAUUAUGAUGUGGAGGCGAGCAACUUGGACGAGUUGAGUGAGCAGGAGGCCAGCCUGCUGCAGGCUCUGUCUGAGGACGCAGAGAGGCUGAAGUGGUUCAGAGAGAGAAAUGCUCUUCAGGUAGCACAGACACUCACAGAGGGCACUCCAGUGAUCGUGGAAGAUGAUGGAGAGGAGCUCAGAGGCAUCAUCCGCUACAUUGGAAGACUUACAAAGCCAGUGUAUCCCAGCCCAUUGUCAGGAACCUUCUUUGGCAUUGAGCUGCAGGGAGCAGACAAAGGAAAGGGAAAAACUGAUGGAACCUACCAGUAUGAAGCACUCUUCUCCUGCCCAAAGAAAUGCGGUAUUUUCGCACCGUUCUCCAGAGUCAGGCCGUUGGUUCCCAGCUCCUUAUCAACGUCCGUCCCUCAGUCCUCCUCUCUGCCAGAAACAGAGGAGCUCAACACAGGGGAUAGGGUCACUGUCUUCGUCCAUGACAAAAGCUGCCAUGGGAUGGUGUUGAACAUGCAGGAAAAGGGCGGAGCAUGUAUAGUUCGGAUUUCCACAGACACAGAUGAGAACGGACAGCGAGGGGGUGAAAUUGAAGUUCCCAUAGAGUGUGUUGCAAAGGGGGAGGUGCCUGCAGAGCCAGACAUCAUGGAUGUUGACAUGCCCCCAGAGGAAGCACACGCAGUGGAAGAGGAUCUGUACACGGAUCUGAGCUUGAACUCUCUGGUGGAAGUGGCGGUGACCUCUGGGAAAUUAUAUGGGAUCAUCCGCUGGAUCGGUACUCUAUCUGAGUUGUCGGAAACCGCAGCCGGACUAGAGCUGGAGGACGAUAGAGGAGUCAGUGAUGGUACCUUCAAGGGUGAGCGUUUCUUCACAUGUCCCCUCAGGAGAGCUCUGUUUGUGAAACUUAGCUCCUGCCAACCUGACUCCCGAUUUCAGAGCUCAUCAGCCAAUCAAAGCAAGAGGAGUCCGAUUUGGGAGGAAAAAGAGUCUGAGAUUGAGCAUGAUUCAGGGAUGCUGGAGCCCGUCCCUCCUGUCAGCACAGAGCAGGUUGACAGGAUUCUGAUUGGACGAAUGAAGGGGAUCCAAGGCCACUGCAACUCUUGCUACAUGGAUGCUGCCCUCUUCAGCUUGUUCUCCUGCUCCUCUGUACUGGACUCCAUGCUGUUUAUAUCAACAAAACCUCAAGAUGCCCCAAUUCAGAGAACACUGCUUCAUGACAUUGUGAAUCCCCUUCGCAAGAGGGGCUUUGUGAAGGGUGAGCACAUCAUGAAACUGAGGCAACAGUUGCAGAAACACGGCUACAGUCACUCCUUCACGACAGAUGAAAAAGAUCCAGAGGAGUUCCUCACGGUCAUCAUGCACCAAAUUCUUGCUCUGGAUCCUCUGCUCAAACUCUCAGCCGGUAGUAAAGUGCAGGACAGUUACUGCUAUCAGAUUUUCUUGGAUCACAACCACAGCCUGGUUCUGCCAACUGUCCAGCAGCUGCUGGAGCAUUCCUUUCACAGUUCAGGACUAAAGCUGGCAGAGGCCCCGUCCUGCCUCAUUCUCCAAAUGCCUCGCUUUGGAAAAAAAUUCAAAAUGUUCGACAAGAUCAUUCCCUCCCUGGAGCUGGACAUCACUGACCUCCUCUCUGAAGGUCCUCAGCAGUGCAUGCUGUGUGGACACUUGGCUCAGGAGGAGUGCAACGACUGUUUUGAAGAUCCUAUUUUCAGCCAGACAGGACUGAAAAUGUUCUGCAGGACAUGUUCCAAUCAGGUUCAUGCUCAUCCUCAACGUCAGUCCCAUAAACCAGCUGAUCUGGACAUCCCUAAGGAUUACCUGAGUCGAGGCGCACCUCACACUCUGACCAGAGACAAACUGGAGCUGUUCGCUGUGCUCUGCAUCGAGACGAGCCACUACGUGUCCUUCAUCAAACACGGACCAAACAACCAAGACUGGAUCUUCUUUGACAGCAUGGCAGACAGAGAGGGAGAGAUAGACGGUUUCAACAUCCCUGAGGUUCAGGCCUGCCCUGAGGUCGGGAUGUACCUGGAAAUGUCUCCUGCAGAGCUGGCCAGUCAGGUACCCCGAGACAUGAAGGGUGUGGCCAAACGUCUGUUUUGUGACGCCUACAUGUACCUGUAUCAAAACACCAGCAUGUGUCUCUAUCGUUGAGGGGGCUCUGGGGAACAGGAACAACCCGUAUCGUACUCUUUAGUACUGCUUCUGCUGCUCUUAUUAUUCCUUCUAGCUUUGUGAGUUUGCUCAUCUGGUGUAAAUAUCUGGAAGUUUACACAUGGACAUUAAAAACAUGUUGAACUUUAUUAAUUGUACGCCCUGGUGCUGGGAAAUAUUAUCCAGCUUCUCUAAUUUAUAACUACAUUCUUUUGAAAUGUUGAAGGAAGCAAAGCAAAGACAGACAUUUCUUGCUGAAUGAUUUUGCACUAUACGAAAACGGAGAUUGACAAUCGCUGACACGUUUUGGCAUAUUUUUGGUGUUGCGAACUGACAUGUUGCACUGUGAUAUGAUUAUUCUCAAGGUUGGUGUUUGAUUAUCUGUAAAAUGUAUAUUUACAGCUUUUGAAUUGAGAAUGAAUUGUAUUAAGUCAGAAAAAAUACAUUUAAGAAGACAGUAAAUUUCAGAGUGGCCGUCUUUGAUAAAUGUCACCCUUGAGGACAUUUGUAAGUCCACUGAAUGACAUUAUCACCAUUAUAUCAUAUGGCUUUCAGACUAAUGAUUAAUGUAGGAUGGUGACUGGACCUGUUUUGUUGUAUAUUAAAGGAACAUUUUGAAGAUUUUUUUAAAAUGUAUUUGUAUAUUUAACAAAUGUUCUGGUUUUUGGUAUGAAAAUAUUGCUGCUUCUCACAAACGCUCCCUGAUGAAAUGUUUGGGAUGACAGUAAAUGAACUGCAAGUGCAGAAACUUCACUGUAAGCACUUCAUAGGGGUCCUGGCUGAUCUCAAGGCCUUUCACCUUUUUUUCCUGCAAGGUCAUAACUACAGGUUAAGAUGCUCUGACCUUAUUUUUGAUGAAAAAUAAUCAAAAGAAGUAAUAAAAACAACUUUUCUACUUGGA
Molecule: messenger RNA, 3518 nt
Organism: Notolabrus celidotus (New Zealand spotty)
Lineage: Eukaryota; Metazoa; Chordata; Actinopteri; Labriformes; Labridae
Gene: cyldl
Product: cylindromatosis (turban tumor syndrome), like
Biological process (GO): protein K63-linked deubiquitination
Cellular component (GO): cytosol
Molecular function (GO): K63-linked deubiquitinase activity; cysteine-type deubiquitinase activity
Source: RefSeq, a predicted model, not a curated record